Messenger RNA from Cladophialophora yegresii CBS 114405, 1689 nucleotides. RefSeq lists its product as uncharacterized. The record is from RefSeq and is a predicted model, not a curated record. The transcript has a single exon. Gene Ontology annotation, molecular function: asparagine synthase (glutamine-hydrolyzing) activity. The coding region runs from base 1 to 1689 and encodes 562 amino acids. NCBI's taxonomy places the organism in Eukaryota, Fungi, Ascomycota, Eurotiomycetes, Chaetothyriales, Herpotrichiellaceae.
AUGUGCGGCAUUUUCUUUUCUCUAGCGAGAGCACGUGAGCUUGGCCCGGACGACCUUGUCAAGGACGAGUUGAUUGCAAGAGGGCCGGACAGCUACAAACAGUUACACAUCGCAGUCCCUGCCGCAUCCAGCGACAUAGAUCUGACAUUCGUCUCUUCUGUUCUAGCCCUGCGAGGGGAUUAUGUCCAACAGCAGCCGCUGCAGGAACCCUCUUCUGGAUCUGUCCUUUGCUGGAAUGGAGAGGCCUGGAAAGUAGAGAGGUCUGCGGUUCACGGGAACGACUCGGCACGCAUAUUCGAUCUCCUUGUCCAUGCCUCACACUCGGGUGGCUCCCAAAAUCGUCGGCAUUGUAUAGUCCAGGUUUUGUCAGCCAUAGCGGGACCCUUCGCAUUCGUCUUCUUCGAUGCGCCAAAUUCUACCGUUUAUUACGGCAGAGAUCAACUGGGACGGCGCUCACUACUUGUUGCCCGCGGCAAGGAGGACUCGCUGACGUUGUGUAGUGCUUUCACAAGUCCAUUGGCCGCAGGAGACACCGAGGUCUCCACGUCGGCCCUCCAUUUUGUUUCGCUGGAAGAUGGGCACAUCGUGCGCGGCGAGCUGCCGUGGCUUAGCGGGCGCGCCAUCUUCAAUCAGACGCAACCGCCGUAUGACAUUGAACCGAUUCCGUCUUCUACUAGUGUUAUCAAUGUUUUGCAGCAUUUAAAGAGUGCUGUGGCAACCAGGGUUAGGAACAUUCCAGUUCACUCUCCCAGACAACUGGGAUCCGAUGCUGCAAAAGUUGCAGUCCUUUUCUCUGGAGGACUAGAUUGCACAUUGCUUGCUCGUCUCAUGCAUGAAGUGCUACCCAAGGAAGAAGCAAUAGAUCUGUUGAAUGUGGCAUUCGAGAAUCCACGUUCCAUCGCUGCCAUGGCUAACGCUAUAGAAUCCGCCUACGAGGUGUGCCCGGAUCGAGUGACAGGCCGCAGCAGUUUUGCUGAGCUUUGUCAGGUAUGCCCGGGUCGACAGUGGAGGUUCGUCGCAAUCGAUAUUCCCUACACCGAAUCACAAGCCCACACAGCUACCAUACAACGACUCAUGUACCCGCACAAUACAGAAAUGGAUCUUUCCAUAGCCAUGGCACUCUACUUUGCUGCCCGCGGCACUGGAAGCUUGUCCGAACCCCCACAGCUCCCGGCUGCGGAGGCCAAGCUUGCCACCUCCUCUGCUAGAGUCCUGCUCUCUGGACUGGGCGCAGAUGAGCUAUAUGGUGGAUAUUCCCGACAUGCUGCGGCAUUCUCCCGAGGAGGGUUCACUGGCCUCGGAGACGAACUUGAGCUCGACUUUAACCGGAUCGGCACGCGUAAUCUGGGUCGCGAUGACCGUGUUAUGAGCCACUGGGGAAAAGAGGUGCGUUAUCCUUACCUCGACGAAGAUCUCGUAAAGUUUUCUUUAGCCCUUCCAGUAUGGGAAAAAUGCGGAUUUAGAGUUGGAAAGAAGAUUCCAAGACAUUAUGAACAAACGGGUCGAGUGACCCAGCCCGAAGACCUUGAGCCUGCAAAAAUGCUGUUAAGGCUGGCAGCGUGGGAAUUAGGGAUGCGCACUGUGGCCUCAGAGAGGAAGAGAGCAAUUCAGUUUGGCGCCAAAACUGCGAAGAUGGACGUCGGUAAAGGGAGGGUGAAGGGGACAGCUGUCUUGGGGGCUGCAAGAUGA